CUUCGUUUAAAUGCUUCUUUACACUAGAAGCAAUGGCCUUCAUCGAACGUAUUUGUCGCCUUUGCUUGGCGGAGGCACCUGCAAGUGAUUUUAGUGCAAUGAUUCCUUUGAAUGGUAAUAGUGAAACAUUGAAUAUAAUUCGCACGGUUACCUCCGUGGAGGUGCUGCUCGACCGUGAAAGCAUGUAUUUUAUGUGCUCGGAUUGCAAUAGAUCGUUGCAAACCUGCUACGACUUUCGUGAACGAUGUAUCGUAAACGAUACCAUUUUUAGACGGAAAUUUACUUUGCUAAAAAGUGAUCCUGGUGAUGCUGGUGCUACCGUUCCCAUCGACAACGUUGAACAAAACAAAGACUCAACAGAUGUUGGAAACACCAAAACCGAAGAUGCAGAACUUGAAGAAACAUACAUCGAGGAAAACUACAUUGAGGAAUGCCUAGUAGACGAUGUGGAGGAGGAAGACGUUAAACCCAUGUACGCUCCUCCUCCGGAGGUUUCGCAUUAUCAAUCAAGUGACAGCGAAUCGUCUUCACCCAAGGCGAAGAAAAAGGUGCAGAAAAAACGCGGUCGGAAGGUGAAAUCGGCAACGGAUAAAUCGAACAACAAACUACCGUGCUCUCAGUGUGGUAAAAUGAUUGCUCGGAACAACAUCAAUCAACAUAUGCUAACACACGACCCCGACCGGCCCAAAGUAUUCUGUGCGUACUGUGGUAAGGCAUUUAAGGAUCCCAGAAGAAUGCAGCUGCACGUUAACAGUAAUCACACAUUGGAGAAAAAAUAUCCAUGCGAUAUUUGCGGUAAAGUGUAUCUUCGUCCAACCUCACUGAAGGACCAUAAGGCAACAAAACAUACCGCCGAUAAGCGGUACGAAUGCACAGAAUGUGGCACGGCGUUCACGAGCUGGGCACAGCGGUGGCAUCAUUUUAAAAAAGAGCACACGACAGCUAAGCCCUAUGCGUGCACUUAUUGUGACUGGGCGUUUAAAUUUAAGGGAGAUCUCACUCUGCACAUCCGGAAACACACUGGAGAGAAGCCGUUCAAAUGCGACAUCUGUGGCAAAGCGUUCAACAAGAGCUACAACGUUGUUAUUCACAAGAAAUCACACAGAAAUGUAUUAUCAGCCGAGCCCGGGUUAAAACAGGAGGGAGUAAAUAGUUUACCCGCUGAACCCGUGGUACAAUCGGAAGGAGUUGGUUGUAACAUAGCCUUGUCAUUUGGGCAAAGUGAAAUGCAGAAACUAGUUUAAUUUUACAUCAUUAGAUUAAGAUCAUACAGUUUCUUUUAUACUACCUAAUAAAAUGUGCUUAUUAGAUCAAGACAA
Anopheles coustani is the source of this 1319-nucleotide messenger RNA. RefSeq names its product zinc finger protein 331-like. Gene Ontology annotation, cellular component: nucleus. The coding region runs from base 33 to 1244 and encodes 403 amino acids. The record is from RefSeq and is a predicted model, not a curated record. NCBI's taxonomy places the organism in Eukaryota, Metazoa, Arthropoda, Insecta, Diptera, Culicidae. Gene Ontology annotation, molecular function: zinc ion binding. The transcript has 3 exons.